CGCCUCGAUCACCGUCGCCCCUUUCUGCCUCUCAUCAGCAGUACGAUUAUACCCAUCUGCAUCGUCAUUUGAUCAUGACGACUGCCGUAUCGUCUCCUGGAUACCCUCCGAAUGUCAGCCUCGUCCAAACCCCGGGGAAAGCAGCCAAGAGUCGAUCCGGCAGCGCACUCACAAGCGCAUCCACAAAUGAAGACUUAUGGUCACAGAUCCUCACCUCUGUAGAGACCGCCCGUUCAACACCCAUCUGUCCAGUAGUCAUCCUCGGGGAGCCGCAGAGUGGCAAGUCUACGUUGAUCCGAGGUCUAGCGGAGCGUUGUCCUAGUGGCUACAUCGAGCCCAACGCUGAGGCUCUCGAGGGAGAGGCAGGCCCGUCCACACAUAACUCUCCCACACUCGAGGACAAGACCCGGAUCAAUUCGCGAGGCAAGCGGGAUCUGGGUCUAGCAUACGGGUACUGUGAUGUGCCAGAUGACGAGGGAGAAGACAUCGUUGCACGGCUUUCGCUCUUCACCUUAUCGUCUUCGGACGAGUCAUUGCUACCUCUCCUACCAUUCGCUUUCAGAUCCAAGGAAAGUGCGUCUAGCUCCCUUGAUCGGCAGCGGUCUUCAUUGGACGCCAUUGGGAACUCCCUGUUCGUGAUCACUCUUGACUGGGAGCGGCCUCAAGCUUUCCUGGAAGAGCUACGGACCUGGAUCAGCGUGAUAAGGGAGGUUGUGAAUGAUGCCGUCAGACAAGGCGAUGACCGGAUGAGAAGGUCUCAAGAAGGAUUUUUGCAAGAGAUGAAGGAAGCUGUGGAAGCUCAGAUCCGCUCUUAUACAGGCCCUAGCUCAUCCACUCUACACACACUUGCGACUCAGUCGACCACUUCUGAAGAUGACAAGAAUGCAGACACGAGUACUGCAGCUGUCAUUGUACCGGUGACUGCACCUGUGGGUCUGGGAGAUGUAAGAGGCGUAUCUCUCGACGAGGGCGUUCUGGACGACAAUCUGGGAGUCGGCAUGGUCGUGGUCCUGACAAAGUCGGACACGCUGGGCAAGCUUGAGAGAGACAGAGAUUUCCGGGAAGAGCAGUUCGAUUACGCGCAACAGGUUCUGCGUACCAUCUGUCUCAAGUAUGGCGCUGCACUCUUUUCCACAGCGCAAAGCAGACCCGCGUCUUUUACAGUUCUGCGACAGUACCUCCUACACAGGCUGCUGCCGCUCAAUGCGUCUCAGUCAGCGUCGACAUCACGCUACUCUUUUGCUCAUGCUCCCUCGACGAUCGAACGAGAUGUUCUCCUCGUACCGUCUGGCUGGGACAGUUGGGGAAAGAUUGUAGCUCUGCGGGACGGCUUCUCACCUCGCUCUACGGCGCAAGGCUGGGAGAAGGACUGUGAGGUAGAAGAGAGGCGCAGAAUGGAGAAGCUACCAAAGACUAAGCUUGGUGAGAUGGAAAAGGCGAUCAAUGCUGAAGAGGGCGGUGGGGAGAGGGGAAGUGCCUGCAGAUUGUGGGAGGAUGUCAUAAGUGACUGGAACGGCCAGAGGGUGAGGUCGAAAGGUUUUGCAUGAGUGUCUCGUCUCUGAGCACAAUUCUGACAUUUGCUUCUUCGCUCUGGCAGACUUCGAAUCAGACUGCUAGCCAGGUCAAACCGCCAGAUGCACAAGAUUUCCUGUCGCAGCACUACGCCUCCCUUCAAAAGGAUGCAUCCGCAAGUGCUGACCCUCG
Messenger RNA from Microstroma glucosiphilum, 1704 nucleotides. Its product is annotated as DLIC-domain-containing protein. Gene Ontology annotation, biological process: microtubule-based movement; microtubule cytoskeleton organization. Gene Ontology annotation, cellular component: cytoplasmic dynein complex; centrosome. The record is from RefSeq and is a predicted model, not a curated record. Lineage: Eukaryota; Fungi; Basidiomycota; Exobasidiomycetes; Microstromatales; Microstromataceae. Bases 75 to 1547 code for a protein of 490 amino acids. Gene Ontology annotation, molecular function: dynein heavy chain binding. The transcript has 3 exons.